GCACCUCUCCGCGUGCGGGUCUGCCAGACUGAACGCCGCCGGCUGCUGCAAAGGAGCAGACACCAGCAUUUGCCACGAUGCUCUCAUCCAGUGACUUUUCAUCUGCUUCCUGGGAGCUCGUGGUUCGAGUGGACCAUCCCAAUGAAAAGGAGCAGAAAGAAAUCCUGCUGAGAGUGUCAGGGGACCUGCAUAUUGGGGGAGUGAUGCUCAAGUUAGUAGAACAGAUCAACAUAUCCCAAGACUGGUCAGACUUUGCUCUUUGGUGGGAGCAGAAGCAUUGUUGGCUUCUGAAAACCCACUGGACCCUGGACAAAUAUGGGGUCCAGGCAGAUGCAAAGCUUCUCUUCACCCCUCAGCACAAAAUGCUUCGCCUUCGCCUGCCAAAUGUGAAGACAGUAAGGUUGCGAGUCAGCUUCUCGGCCGUGGUUUUUAAAGCUGUCAGUAAUAUCUGCAAAACCCUGAAUAUUAGAAGACCAGAAGAACUUUCCUUGUUAAAGCCUUCUGGUGACUAUUUUAAGAAGAAGAAGAAAAAAGACAAAAAUAAUAGGGAACCCAUAAUUGAAGAUAUUCUAAACCUGGAGAGUUCUCCAACAAUUUCAGGUUCUCCAGUCAGCCCUGGCUUAUACAGUAAAACCAUGACUCCAACAUAUGAUCCCAUCAAUGGAACUCCGGUGUCAUCCACCAUGACGUGGUUCAGUGACAGCCCUUUGGCUGAACAAAAUUGCAACAUCCUCGCGUUCAGCCAACAUCCUCAGUCACCAGAAGCACUUGCAGAUAUGUUCCAGCCUCGGUCUCUGGUUGAUAAAGCCAAGCUCAAUGCAGGUUGGCUGGACUCUUCACGUUCCCUCAUGGAGCAAGACAUCCAAGAGGAUGAACAGCUUUUGUUACGGUUUAAAUACUAUACUUUCUUUGACUUGAACCCAAAAUACGAUGCUGUUCGAAUAAACCAACUCUAUGAACAAGCCAGGUGGGCCAUUCUCUUAGAAGAAAUUGACUGCACAGAGGAAGAAAUGUUGAUCUUUGCAGCACUGCAGUAUCAUAUUAGCAAACUGUCAUUGUCCGCUGACAUACAGGACUUCACCAAUGACUCCGAGGUUGAUGAAGUGGAAGCAGCACUUUCUAACUUGGAAGUGACCCUAGAAGGUGGAAAAGCAGACAGCCCUUUGGAGGACAUUACGGAUAUUCCUAAACUUGCAGAUAAUCUCAAAUUGUUUAGGCCCAAGAAGUUAAUAUUAAAAGCUUUGAAGCAAUAUUGGUUUGUCUUUAAAGACACAUCUAUAUCCUACUUUAAAAAUAAGGAACUUGAACAAGGAGAACCAGUAGAAAAAUUAAACCUCAGAGGCUGCGAAGUGGUACCAGAUGUAAAUGUAGCAGGGAGAAAAUUUGGAAUCAAGUUACUAAUCCCUGUUGCUGAUGGUAUGAAUGAAGUGAAUUUGAGAUGUGACCAUGAGAAUCAAUAUGCCCGAUGGAUGGCUGCCUGCAUCUUGGCAUCGAAGGGCAAAACCAUGGCAGACAGCUCCUACCAGCCAGAGGUCCUCAACAUCCUUUCAUUUCUGAGGAUGAAAAACAGGAACUCAGAAUUUCAGGUGCCCUCCAGUCUCGAAAGUAUGGACAUGAACCCAGAAUGUUUUGUGUCUCCCCGGUGUGCAAAAAGACACAAGUCUAAACAGCUGGCAGCCCGGAUCCUGGAAGCCCACCACAACGUGGCUCAGAUGCCUCUGGUCGAAGCCAAGCUGCGGUUCAUUCAAGCGUGGCAGUCGCUACCCGAAUUCGGCCUCACCUACUACCUUGUCAGAUUUAAAGGAUACAAGAAAGAUGACAUUCUGGGAGUUUCAUAUAAUAGGUUGAUUAGAAUUGAUGCAGUCACUGGGAUUCCAAUUACAACAUGGAGAUUCGCAAAUAUGAAACAGUGGAAUGUAAAUUGGGAAAUCCGGCAGGUGGCGAUUGAAUUUGACCAAAACGUCUCCAUGGCGUUUACCUGCCUGAGUGCAGAUUGCAAAGUUGUGCAUGAGUACAUCGGUGGCUACAUUUUCUUGUCCACUCGCUCCAAAGACCAGAAUGAAACACUCGACGAGGACCUGUUCCACAAAUUGACUGGCGGUCAGGAUUGAAGUGGAACAGGCCUGCUCGUCCCGUACAGACAGGGUGAGCCAAAGUCAGUCCUCCCUGAACAGAUGGGAUCCUUGGCUUGCC
Carlito syrichta (Philippine tarsier) is the source of this 2193-nucleotide messenger RNA. RefSeq names its product fermitin family member 1 (gene FERMT1). The transcript is spliced from 15 exons. Gene Ontology annotation, biological process: cell-matrix adhesion; integrin-mediated signaling pathway. Gene Ontology annotation, cellular component: focal adhesion. Bases 78 to 2111 code for a protein of 677 amino acids. Gene Ontology annotation, molecular function: integrin binding. The record is from RefSeq and is a predicted model, not a curated record. NCBI's taxonomy places the organism in Eukaryota, Metazoa, Chordata, Mammalia, Primates, Tarsiidae.